AUGGGCCAGUUUCUGUCUACAACUGCGUCAGUGGAUGAAGAAAGUAUUCUGAGGGAAGUGAAACAUUUCCCGGUGGUUAUGUUUACAAUGCCGAGGUGUCCAUACUGUGUGAGAGCUAAACAACUGCUAGAUGCAGAACGGAUCGAAUAUAAGGAAAACAACUUGGAUGUUCAUCAGCGUUGUUUCCCAGCAAAUCAUCAGUCAUAUAUUAAUGGAUUAAUUAGUAUCACAAAGCAAACUUCGGUACCUCAGAUAUUUAUUUGUGGUGAUUUCAUCGGUGGAUUUACGGAACUGCAGCAAUUAAAGAAUUCUGGAUUGUUACUAAAUGCGAUUGACAAAUGUCGUUCUCCGGAAAAAGAUUUCUGA
This is a messenger RNA of Brugia malayi, 366 nucleotides long. Its product is annotated as Glutaredoxin family protein. Lineage: Eukaryota; Metazoa; Nematoda; Chromadorea; Rhabditida; Onchocercidae. The record is from RefSeq and is a predicted model, not a curated record. The coding region runs from base 1 to 366 and encodes 121 amino acids. The transcript has 2 exons.